AUGGCAAAGAAGGAGGACCUUGUUCCUGGUAAUAUUGUGGAAAUCGGGGUUGGUGAUAAGGUGCCUCCUUAUCUGCAUGUGGUAGCUUUGAUUAGUUCCACACUUAGAGUCGAGCAGGAUUCCUUGGCAGGAGAACGUGAGGCAGUCAGCAAAACCACCAAACGUGUGGAGGAGAAUUCUGAUAUUCAAGAAAAGAGGUGCAUGGUGUUUGCAGGCUCCACAUUUGUGAAUGGGAACUGCAUAUGCUUAGUUACAUACACUAGUAUAAGUGCUGAGACUGGAAGAGAACUUUCACAGAUUUAG
Molecule: messenger RNA, 303 nt
Organism: Eruca vesicaria subsp. sativa (arugula)
Lineage: Eukaryota; Viridiplantae; Streptophyta; Magnoliopsida; Brassicales; Brassicaceae
Source: the annotation of a GenBank genome assembly